Messenger RNA from Chiloscyllium plagiosum (whitespotted bambooshark), 4956 nucleotides. Its product is annotated as NF-kappa-B inhibitor beta. The record is from RefSeq and is a predicted model, not a curated record. NCBI's taxonomy places the organism in Eukaryota, Metazoa, Chordata, Chondrichthyes, Orectolobiformes, Hemiscylliidae. Gene Ontology annotation, molecular function: NF-kappaB binding. Gene Ontology annotation, cellular component: cytosol. Gene Ontology annotation, biological process: toll-like receptor 4 signaling pathway; cellular response to tumor necrosis factor.
CGGGGGAAAUUCCCUUCAGACGAAAGGGUAAACAAGGCGUCGGCCAUUUUUGGCGCAGCGUCCGUUCUUCCUUAGUGUCUUUCUUUCACUUUCUCGUUAAAGCCGCUGUUCCGCGGCGAGGAGGAUGGCGGCUUUACCUCAUAGAUUUCGCUGACGCGUUGAGCCCUGUGCUUUAGAAUCCUGUUCGAAAGCGGAUUUUCAUUACCACGGCUGGAGUCCGGAAAAAAAAUGGAGGUGGCCCCGCAGCUGUUAAAUGGCAUCGCAUCCAAACAGAUGUCCAAGCUGGGCACUGGUAAAGUGGCAGCGCCAUGGGGUGGCCAGGUUAAGUUGGACAGCAUGGGGCUACCUGCUGAGGUAGAGAGCGAUGACUACUACGACAGUGGCAUUGGCUCCCUCAGUGAGCUGCAGGUCAGGCAGUUCAACGAGUUGGGUGGCGUUGACCAGAGUGUUGAUGGUGGGGAGAGCAGGGAUGGCAUGGGGCAAAUGUCCCCAGGCACCGAGCCUGACAUCUGCCUGUCCACCCAGAAGCGGUCAGAGACCGGUGUUGGCCAAAUCACCCAGGGCAUUGAGGAUGUGAAACUGAGUGGCACUGGUCAGAUCACCCUGGGAACGGAGCUGGGCACUUCCCAAGAAGCAGUGGAUGAGUUGAAGGAAUUGCGCCACUAUCGAACUGAAGACAUGGACUCGGCACUGCACCUUUCUGUCAUCCAUGAGAAAGAAGACUUUUUCGUCACUAUUCUCUGCUAUAUAAAGGAUGCUGAAUACCUCAACCUGCAGAAUGACUUGAACCAGGUGAUUAGGACUGCACAUGAAAUGUCGGCACUGCAUUUGGCUGUGAUCGUUAGGCGUGCUGAUUUUGUGGAAAGGUUGGUGGCUGCCGGGGCAAACUUAUUGCUGCAAGAGAAGGAUGGGAACACUGCCUUACACCUAGCGUGCAUGGAAAGAGCUACCAGCUGUGUUCACGUUCUCCUGUUUCAUCAUACUCUUGGCCUAAGGAAUUCCAGUCUUUUUGACCAAUCCCAGGUCACACAGCAGCUGAAUUGCUACAACUAUAAAGGACUCACACCCCUGCACUUAGCUGUAAAGGUCAAUGACGUUCAUAUCGUCGAAUAUCUUCUGCAAUCUAACGUUGAUAUAAACGCAAAGGAGAGGUCAGCAGGCCGAACUGCUUUACAUCUGGCAGUAGAGGAACAAAAUCAGCAAAUUGUCAAACUCUUGCUGGACUGGUGCGCAGACGUUCACGCUCAGAUGUACAGUGGCUAUACACCAAUUUGUCUGGCUGUGUGCAGGCCUAAUUGGAGCAUAACGCAGAUGCUCAGAGACUAUGGCUCUUCAGAACCGGAUACAGAUGAGGAGUCGGAGGAGAAUGAAGAAAUUGAUGAAGAUGGCAUGGGCGAGUAUGAUGACUUUGUGGUGCAUGGAUGUUAAUAGAAGAUCAGAAAAUUCUGAUGUCCUGCUGUAUUUAAACAUUACAGUUGAAGCAUUAAAGUGGUUCAACUCUACUACUGCAAAGGAGCACCAUCAUAUAGUCAUUUUCACUGUCUUGUAGUCAUGUAUUGAGCCAAUAUCUAGGAGUAGUUUUUAUAACCUGGUGUCUACAAAUACAGAUUUUUGGUUUGUAUAGAACUGAUUGCCACUCAUGUAAGUCAAAGGGGAACCCAAUGUAAAAAUACCAGUCAUGUGAGACAUACAGUAGGUCCUGAAGCUGGGAAACAUAGGGUGAACGCAGUGUAAUCUGGCAAGGAGGGAUACGCUUGGCAAAAUUCAGGAGGAUGUUAAACCUGAAUAUCGCUGGUGGGGUUUGGUGCUGAGGACUGGAGUAUGGUUAGUGGUGGGGGGAUGUAGAGCAAAGGGACCAUCACUGUUUUUUAAAGUUUGUAGCUCUGCUGGCUCUCCACACUGCAAUCACCCUUUUGCCUGGAGGUCUUGUUAACCCAUAGCCAGAGGCUCCAUAGUGACAUUCUUAAUUAGAAAUAAGAGGCUCCAACAUGAGUUUCUUUUUUAAAAAGACACUUACUUGGCUCCUUUGUUGCAGUUGCCGUCCCAUCCCUGAUAGAAUCAAAGCUUUUUCGUGCGUGUCUGUUUGGAAGAUUCCCAAGGUUGACUCAUAAGCAAACUUCUGAACUUGAAGUUGCAUGAAAACUAAAUGGGUUUCUUUUCUCUGGAAGAAGUGACGUUUUAGUUUUGGUAACUCAGUAAACGAGAGUAGCAGGGGGCUGGAAAGUAUUAGUUAGCUAAGUUGGCUGGAUAGCAAUACAGAGUGAUGCUAACAGCAUGGGUUUAAUUCUUGCACCAGCUUGGGUUACCACAAAGGAUUCUCCUCAACUUGUCCUUUCACCUCUGUAAUGAGAGAACAACUCUAUGGAAGAUGGUUCUCUUUCACUGGGUUCUGCCUCCAGCAGUAUCUCAUAGAAGAAACAGUCAAAAUUGGGAAGAUUAAGUUGCAGCAUAUUGGAUUGCACGAAGUGGAUUAAGUAACUUGUUGGAAUGCAGUCUCUGGCCAAAUGAAACUCACUGUAGGAUCACAUCAUUCACAAAAGUUGGAGGCAGUAUUAGGGAGUCAAAUGUUAAAAUUACUUUGGGAUUUUUGUAUGUUAAUUUGAGCUGUAAUGGAUAACAAUAGAUUCCAUGAACUCAGCAGAGGAGGGCGAGGAGAAGAGGCACAUGAAUAAAGCUGAAAUGCAAAACCGAUUUUCUGGUUUCAUAAAAGUAAUUAGCAAUUCAUGCAAAAAAAAUGCAUAGCACAUGUAUUUCAUGGUCAUUGUUUCGGUACAUUUACAUUUAAAAUAUUAAUAUUUCAGAAUGUCUGAACUCCAGCUUUGCAAUAGUUUGAUGAGUUGAUAUGAGUGGUAAAUCCUCUUCUGCAAGCUGACAGGCAUAAGAGUGUGCGAUAGGUCAUUCAGCCCAUCAGACUUCUGCUCUACCCUUUAAUACAAUCGUAGCUGAUCAAAUACUUCAGUACCUUUUACCCACACGUGCCCUAUAACAAUUGAUGCCAGAAAUCUUUUAACCUUUAAACAUUACUGAUGGCUAAGCCUCCACUUCCCUCUGAGUAGAGAAUUCCAAAGACUCUCAACCCUCUGAGUAAAAUAUAAAAUUCUCCAUGUCUCAGUCUUCAAUGGCAUUUCUUUAUUUUUAAAUUGUGGCCCUGGAUUCCAUGCUCCCUGUCCUCCCUGCAUCUACCUGUCAAUUCCUUUGUAACUAUUUUGUCGGUUUCAAUGAGAUCACGUCUGAUUCUUUGAAACUAGAGAAUGAAGCCCAGUUUGCCCAAUUCUUCCUCAGUGUUAAAAGGGAUCUGACUUCUAAAGCUGAUGUUCCAUGUUGCUGUUGGGAGACAUCUAUUCAUUUUGUCCCCUGGAGGACUGGGGAGAGAAGCAGUCUGAAGUUUGAAGGUCUUUUUCCUGGUGACAGGAGUACUUCACAGCAAAAGAAAUACUGGUCUUAACAGCCCUGUUAACCCAUUUUUGAAAAUGCAUAGACCUUGUGAGCAAAACCGGACACUGCAAUAUUCGUCACAAUCUGGUUAAUGACUAUAGUGUUUAAAAAAGCUAUAUAGUUUGGACUUUAAAAUCUCCUUGUUCCACCCAUCCGUCUUUUGCUGAGAAAAUAAGCUGGAAAUGUGGCACCGUAAAGUCUCAGCCUGAUUCGUUUUAUAAAAUUAUUUUGCUCCACACCUGAAUCACUGGCAGGGCCAAUAUUAGCCGUUCAACUGAGUGGAGAGGGCAGACAGGACUCGAGCCGAUAUCUCUGGACUUGGAGUCUUAUCUAGACUAGUUUGGGUAAGGAUUUCAGCUGCUGUCAUGAAAGUUGAAACAAUAUCCCCAAUGUAUUAUAAUGAAACAAUGGGAGUGCAAAUGCUGAAAAUCUGAAGAAGGAUCACUGGACCUGAAAUGUUAACUCUGCUUUCUCUUCACGGUUGCUGUUAGAUCUGCUGAGUUUCUCCAGCAAUUUCUGUUUUACUUUCCCCAGAGCAUUAGCCUGAGCAGUUUGUCACUCAGUCACUCCUGAGCUCUCAAUCUCUCUCUCUCUCUCUCUCUCUCAUACACAUUCUGCCCCAAUCCAAAUCUGAUUGGCUGCAACAAGUGUUUUCACGCUUGCUGGUUGGAUAGUAAUGUUUGAUUGCCAACAGUUUGUUUCUUAGCAUGACUUUUUUAUUGAGUACAUGGUAAAACCAGUUCAAGCUUCACAUUGAGAAAGACUAUCCAAGUUAAACUCCUCAAGCAAUGAUAGUGAAUAAGAUUCACCCUAUUCAGUCAUUUGUAGGAAUUUGAUUCUUUAAAUCCCUCUUGAAAUGGGAAACUAGUAUGAUAUUCAUCUUGAAAGCAGCCCUUUAUUGUUAGAAGAAAUCUUGUUUGUGUGUCUUUUGUCCACUUUCCUGUUGUACUGAUAUCUGGUCACAAUUUCAACAUUCUGAGGUUGAAGCUACCUGUAAAAAUAUGUGGAAUGUGAAUAUGUGAACGGUUACCUGCAAUACUGUAAUUGCAGACUCUGGCCAUGAGGGUGAUGCUGGUUUUAGAAGGCUCUCAUUCAUUUGCAAUGCUCUGGCUAAUCUAUCAGUAUCAGUUAAAAGCUAUCAUGAAAAUAUGGUCCUUUGUUUUCUACAGUUAUUCUCCAUUACAGCAUUUUUUUUAAACAUUACAUAUGUACAGAAUGUCUGGUUUGGUUUUGAUGUUGAGAUAUUGAAUGAUAUGUUUUUGUCAUGCUUUGUGUCAUGUAGGCACUGUUAGAAUGCAGCAAUGUUUUUCUUUAGAGUCUACAAUUUUGGCUUUGUUGUUAAACUUUUUGUUGAAUUGUUUUAUUUUAAUUGUAUCAUACAUUUUCUUGUAGCUGCAUACUGGGAUUGCUAGUUAGUGCUUUGCUUGCCUUAAAGACUGAUAUUAACCACUGAAGAUAACCAGCACUUUUUCUCUUUCUACAAAAACUGACAAAUAAAUAUUUGCAAAUAUAGCUGUAAAA